AGCGCCCGGGCCCAGCAUGUAAAAGCGGCCCCGAGCGGCCCCGCUGCCCGUCGCCUGCUGCCGCCUGCUCCCGUUCCUCCUCAGCACCCGCACGGCUGCAGCGUCAUGGCAGAGCCCGGCGCCAGCCUGCUCCUGCUCCUGGCUCUCAUGCCAGCUCUGCUCCUGGCUGUCAGGAUCAACAGCAAGGGCCGGGAGGUGCUGUACCUGGCCAAGGGUGACUCGGUGAAGUUGGGCUGCCCCUAUGUGCUCGAACCCGAAGACAACGGUCCCCAGGGCGUGGGCAUCGAGUGGAUCCAGAUCACGCCCGAGCGCACCGGCCCCGAGAACGUGUUCCUGUCCUACCAAGACCACCACGUGAACUACGGCAGCGGUUCGGGGCUGCAGGACCGCGUGGCCUUCGUGCAGACCGACCCCAGCCAACACGAUGCCUCCAUCCGCCUGGCGGACCUACAGGUGUCGGACACAGGCACCUACCAGUGCCGGGUGAAGAAGAACACCGUGGCCGUGCACGAGGUCAUCGUCACCGUGCAGGAGAAACCGGUUACCCCGCAGUGCUGGACCGAGGGGGAGCAGAUCGAGGGCGGCAGUGUCCUCCUGCGGUGCUACAGCCGCGGGGGCAGCUCCCCCCUCGCCUACCAAUGGGCAAAGCUGGCGGAUGGAUACGGCGGCGGCCGCCUGCCCUCCGGUACCAUCCAAGGACGAGCUCCCGGGGACCUGUUCAUCCGGAGCCUGUCCGAGGCUCACGCCGGCGUCUACCAGUGCCGAGUCACCAACCGCGUGGGGUACUCGGUGUGUCAGCUCAACCUCAGCCCGGCUGCAAGCUGUGGUCCCACCGUAGGGGGGCGGCAGGCAGGCAUCAUCGUGGGCUCCAUCCUGGGCUCGCUCCUGCUCCUGAGUCUCCCUGCGCUGCUCAUCUGGGCGCUGAUCUGCCGGUACCGGAGGAAGGAAUGCCAGAGAGCCUGCAGCGACUGCCGGAGCAGCACGGGCGGCACCAUGACCCGGCCCUGCAACGUCUGCGCCCACCACAGCUACUCGCCCCACGGCAUCAGCUACAUGCAGUGCCAGCACGGCGAUGGCGACGAGAGAGCGGCCGCCCUCAUCUGCAAUGAGGGCAUCCGGCACCAGGUCACCUGCCCGGCGCUGUAACCAUCACCAUCACCAGCACCACAUCCCACCGGCCCCAGCCCCGUCCAGCACCAGCCCCGCACCGAUUCGGCACCAGCCCCGCACCGAUUCGGCUCCGCUGCGGGAGCAUUGAAGUCGGGAAUCCCGGAGCCUCCGCUCGGCUCCGUUUGGGUUUCCUUUAACGUUUUAUUGGCUAUUUUGCCCCGUUUUUUACGUCCCCCCCCCCCCCGGCUCCACCGCAGCCGGACCAAGCGCUUGUGGUGUCGGGCGGCCCCGAAUCGCCCUGGGAAGGGGGGGGGGAAGGGGGGAGGAGUCUCCCGGUGGCCCCCCCACCCUCACAUUGGCUUUAGCAAGCGGGUGUCUCCGGUGAGGAGCCGCCACCGGCACCGGCAUUGGCAAAAGGCACCAGGAAAAGACAAAACGGAACGAAAUUAAUCGGGAAAAGAAAUAAAGUCAAAGUGAAUCCAGA
This is a messenger RNA of Melopsittacus undulatus (budgerigar), 1594 nucleotides long. RefSeq names its product V-set and immunoglobulin domain containing 8 (gene VSIG8). Gene Ontology annotation, cellular component: intracellular anatomical structure. The coding region runs from base 106 to 1146 and encodes 346 amino acids. The transcript is spliced from 7 exons. The record is from RefSeq and is a predicted model, not a curated record. NCBI's taxonomy places the organism in Eukaryota, Metazoa, Chordata, Aves, Psittaciformes, Psittaculidae.